AUAGAAAAAACAAUGUUAAGGUAUCAGUUUAUUCUUGUUUUAUUUCAUGUAUAUGUGUGUCAAUGCCAGAGUCGCCUAACAAGCUCUGAUCUUUCUAAUCCACCACUUCAAAGCCACCUUGACCCAUAUACCACUAAACAUCAUGCUUACAAAGACACUAAAUUUGGAUCAACAUUUACACCAGGCUCAAAGGCCCAACCCUUUACCAUUUGGACACUGGACCAUGGUAAAAUAUCAUAUCCUGGGGAAAAUUUUCCCCAAGGGUCUCCAAUUGGUUUCCAUGUCUACACCAACCAUUCAGGCUUCCUAGAUUGCAUGUGGACCGGCCAAAAGUCAUUGAUUGACUUUGUGAAUACCAGUCCAUCAAAUGUGCAGUAUGUGUUUUUAACUUUUGACAAUAACGCAUUAAAAAUCGCAACCUGGAUGAAAUCCCAGUUACAAAAUGCUCUUUUAUUGUCAAAACUAACUCUUACUGAGCAAACAAAUUUUAUGAAAAAAAGUUUCUUUGUCAUCACCCCGGUUUCAGAACUAGGCAAUUGGAUUCCCGCCAUUUUGCAGGAAUGGUCAUGCAGUGACCAUGGAUGCGGUUACAACCAAGUUGCAUUUGAAUCAAAAUCCUGGAACCCGCCGGUUAAAUUUGUAAAGCGAGUUGAUGCACGUUAUGACUGGGCAUUUGUUCACCAGUGGAAACCUGCUGCCCCUACCUUAACCCACGUACCAGAUGGUUGUUCGUUUAGUGUAAAAAACAUGAUACAUAUAAACGGCUCUGUUGCUCUUGUAGCAGGUUCCAGUAUAAACUGCACCAUUGCUAAAAAGGUAAGCAACUUACAAAAUGCAGGAGCUAUUGGUGUGCUUGUGUACUCAGAACCUGGUUAUCCAUUAAAAGACAUUAACUGUGAUGGUGCAGAUUGUUCUGUACAAAUCACUAUACCAGUUGUGAGCAUCCCAUACGAUGCUGAAGUAAUUGAAAGUGUCAAAACAGGUUAUGUUGUAACAGCAAGCCUUCAGAAUACUCCAUCUCCAAAUUUCUACUUUACAAUUGACGGAAAGGGCAAUCUUGCAGAAGCUGGUUGGUUCCUGUAUCCCUCCCUGCAGUUUCUAGCUUGGCAAAUGCAGUGGCUUGUAUUUGAUGCUAAUCUAACAAACAAAAUCUCAACAUUUGUUGAUUACAAUGUACCUGUGUUUAACCAUACAGUAUUGCAAGGGAAAAAUGGGACAGGCAAUGUCACAGUUCAGUUAAAUAACCUUCAAAACUACAACAGUUUGUAUUUGGAUAUGUCGCUUGGGUGUGUCAGUGACACAGAAGAUGGUUGCCCGCCAUGGGAUCAUGUAGCUACUUUGUAUGUGUGUUGUGAACAAGCUGAACAAGAGUUAUGUGGUGUAGAAGUAGGACGUUGGAUCACUGCAUUUCGGAGAGGCACUGGUCACUGGCUAACCAAUGUUUCGCCACUUUUACCAGUGUUUGGUUUAUCAUCAUCAACUAAAUGCAGUUUUAAGGUUUUACUCGGGGCAUGGUGGGCUAAGCCUUGGACAGUAACCUUAACACUUAGGUUUAAAAAGACUCCUACUCCACAAUCUUUCUAUCCAACAGUAUCCAAACUACCCUUGAGGCCUUUCAAAGCCAUUCCUUUAUUCCAAGGUGGAACAUUCGACAGUAACUACAAUAAAAACCACCCAAUGCUCCAAAUAACAGCACCUAGCUUUACCUCUGCUAUUAUUUAUGCUGUUAUAACUGGCCAUGGCUCUGACGAUCAUAACUGCGCUGAGUUCUGCGUCACGACACACCUUUUCUCUGUAAACAACAACUCAGCUCAUAGCACAACAUUCAACAAUGCUGGGACGCCAUUAGGCUGUGCAGAGCGUGUGCCAGAAGGUGUGGUGCCUAACGAGCAUGGUACUUGGUUAUAUGGUAGAGACGGUUGGUGCGAUGGUCUGCAGGUUGAUCCAUGGUUGAUUGACAUUUCAAACGAACUUCUUCCAAACUCCAUAAACAACAUAACAUACCGUGGACUGUUUGAAGGCAAAGAUCCAAAUCCAAAGCAGAACCCAGGAUUGAUUAGAGUUUCAUCUUACCUUGUGUUUUAUCAUUAAUAUAAAUCUUGUUUUCGAUUUAUUUAUGAUUAUUUAUCAUCAAUUUUUUUUCAUUUCCAUUAUUGUCAAAUUAUUAUAAGAAAACUGUGUCAUUUAUUUCUUGGGUUAAAUACCUUUUUUUCUUAAUAUGUAUUAUAUUAUAGUCAUAAACUCAAGGCAAAUUCUGACACAAAUUGUGUCAUUUAAAAUUAUAUCAUACAUUAUUGUGAAUUUGUCUUCACAUUAUAUUCUUCACCAUUUUACAUCAUAAAUCCCUUAUAUUGCCUAAAUCUAUUACCAUUCUGUUUUCACCUCAAGAUACAUACUGAACUAGGUAUCAUGAAAACUUAUUGACAUGGCUGGCUCUACUGGUUUAAAGUUUGGUCAACAUAUUAUCCCAGCAAGCACCACAUUCUUAAGAACUUCACUCAGUUUUGCCUUAGUGAAUAUUAAGCCUGUUGUUCCUGGACAUGUACUUGUGUGUCCCAUUCGUUUGGUUGAACGAGUCAAACAGCUAAAAACGGAGGAAGUAUCCGAUCUUUUCAUUACUGCACAACGUGUGUCAACAGUCGUUGUAAGUUGUUUCAAAGCAUCGUCUGUUUCUAUCGUCGUACAGGAUGGACGAGAAGCUGGUCAGUCUGUUCCACAUGUUCAUAUCCAUAUUUUACCGAGGAUUCUUGGCGACUUCUUGAACAACGACGACAUUUAUCAAGAGUUGCAAAGACAUGAUAAAGAUUUGCUGGAAUCUCAACACCGAACAAUAUAUGAGAUGGAGAGAGAAGCCGCUCUACUCAAACCAAUGUUUCAUUCCGAUUCUUGAUGUUACACCUCAUGCUCUUCUGUCGUGCAAUACUUAGCAGUGAAUUUCCGAUUUUAUGAUUAUAUAUUCGUGGAUUAGUUUAUACAUUGGUGUAGAACAAAACACACUUAUGUUUCUGAAUGUUAAUUGCUUCUAUUUCCUUGAAUACGAUACAUUGUUGCAAAAAA
Ciona intestinalis (vase tunicate) is the source of this 3057-nucleotide messenger RNA. Its product is annotated as bis(5'-adenosyl)-triphosphatase-like. Gene Ontology annotation, molecular function: ubiquitin protein ligase binding; bis(5'-adenosyl)-triphosphatase activity. The record is from RefSeq and is a predicted model, not a curated record. Gene Ontology annotation, cellular component: cytoplasm; plasma membrane; nucleus. Gene Ontology annotation, biological process: intrinsic apoptotic signaling pathway by p53 class mediator; negative regulation of proteasomal ubiquitin-dependent protein catabolic process; diadenosine triphosphate catabolic process. NCBI's taxonomy places the organism in Eukaryota, Metazoa, Chordata, Ascidiacea, Phlebobranchia, Cionidae.